Messenger RNA from Rotaria sp. Silwood1, 261 nucleotides. The record is from the annotation of a GenBank genome assembly. NCBI's taxonomy places the organism in Eukaryota, Metazoa, Rotifera, Eurotatoria, Philodinida, Philodinidae.
AUGGAUGUUUGUGCUAAAAGCUUUCAUGAAGCGAACAACAUGAGUGAAACUGUCGCAGAUAUCGUUUAUCGAUUUGAAGAAAACGGUGCAGUUGCUGAUAAGAAACGAUUAGGUCAACCAGCAGUUGUUCGAACAGCAAAAAACAAAGCUGCUGUUAAAUCUGCGUUUUUUUCAAAAGAUUCUACAACAUCAACAAGACAUGCAACAUUUAUGCUCGACAUUCCGAAAACGUCUAUUGUAUUCAUAUUAUCUGACUUUUAA